Pocillopora verrucosa is the source of this 1892-nucleotide messenger RNA. The record is from RefSeq and is a predicted model, not a curated record. Lineage: Eukaryota; Metazoa; Cnidaria; Anthozoa; Scleractinia; Pocilloporidae.
ACAGCUGUAGGAAAGAGUGCGCCGACAAAAUCUAAAUACAAUCUCGAUUAAUUUUCCCCCACUGAACAUGUAUCGCUCGCAGUAUGUCACAUCAAGAUCUAAAACUCCUCGAGUUAGAUCAGUGGGAUUGCCGUUAAAAUCUGUUCCUGAAGAACAGGUUACAUAUGUCUCAGCAGUGAUGAUUCAUCUCUCUACAAACACGAGCCGAGAAACAAAUCCAGAUAAGAUGCCUGGCUCACAAAAAAGCCCUCAACAGAAAGGAAACAACACGUCAGUCACCACUCUGCAGAAAAGUACUUCCGGAGACACCUUGUCUUCGUCAGUAUCGAGCCAAGUGACUAAAAAGCCCGUGGAGGGUACACCUAGGACCUCGACGCCGGAAAAGCAUGACUCCUUGAGUCCGCGAGGUCGACAACAAAACAUCAGCGGGUUUCAAAACGAGACUUUGUUUCCGAAUAGGGAAAGCUGUGAAGUUCGAAGAAAACCUUUUCAUGAAACCAUGGCCACCGAUGGCGUAAAUUCUACACUACAUCAAUUUGUAAACAACGAGAAAAUGGUUCUCUCUCCAUCGGAGUUUCCAACCCUGAACUCGCGCCAUGACAGCCCUCUUAAGAAUCAUUGGUACGUCGAUAUUAUCCAGCGGCUGGAGGACUUAAGUUGGAGUUAUCAGACAAUGGAGGUGGAGUAUGCUUUUCUGGAGAAGCUCAUGGCAGAACAAAAAGAGGAUCUGAAAAAAGCACAAAGCUGGAACAAUCGUUUUAGAAAUCAACAAAGAGCGAAGAUUGUCCACUAAUGGCGGAUGAUCGGUGAACUUUCUGACAAACUUUUUAGUCAGUUUGUAGUACUUUCUCUAAACAUUUUGGUAUUCUCUAGUGGACAAGACCUUUGCAUGGCUUCUGAUGCAAUCGCAAAUACGAGAUAUAAGCCUUCGAAUAUCGAUCGCCAACGCAUCUUCAACGUACUUAUGUUGUAUUCAACUAUACGGAACAUCCAAUCAGUAUUUUUCAGAGAGGUGUCAAAAAUGUGUAGGGAACUCGGCUUUGGAAAUGAUUUAUCUACAUCUAUACACAUAGAGCUGUUGAAUCAAGAGUUCUGGCAAGAUAAAAGUUCUCCUUGUGAAAAUUUAAAUUCUAGAGUAAAAGGCUUUUCAGAAGAUGGGACUAAUUUAAAUUUUCGCCUUUUUUCACGUUUCUGAGGAAAGACCUCUGGUUCGAGCUUUAGAUAAGGAUAAGUAACGACGAUCCUAUGAAAAUGUAAAAAACUUUUUUUGAGAAAAAAGUUUCUCGGUUCUUCCAAAAAGAAGACUCUUCCCAUCUAUUAAAGAUAAUAAAAUCAAACGUUGGUAACUACCAUUUCAGAGGGGUGAGAUGAUUAAAGCUUCACCAUUUUUAAAUUCCUCCAAGGAAACGAUUGAUUUAUUGAUUAAUAGGAGGUUUCUCAGGUGUCAUCGUAUCUCUCAUCGGCUGAAGUCGCUGGGGAUUUCGGUUUGCGCCCAUGUCGCACCAUUUGUGUAGUCUUUUGCUUUCUUCGAACUUCUUCUCUUUUCUUUUAUACGCAUUUUUAUUUAGACUUUUCACUAAAUCAUGAUUUUGCUUUUCGCAAGAAUAGUAUCAUUUGUAAGCAGCCACCUCGAAUAAGCGCCUAGAGAGAGUUAAUGAGAGCCCGGCGGCUUCGAAUAAGCGGAAACUGAAAUGUAUCAGGGGAGGAUUAUAAUUUCUUUACUGGUUUACAAACUCUAAAUUCACUCCCCUAUGGUACAUCGUCACCUUUUGUUAUCAGUUAUUGUUUAGUUGCCAAAUAAACUAACUACUUGCUAAAAGUGGUGAAAAUUGAAGAAGCGCUUAGCCACGAAUAAGGGCAGUAAGCGCCCACAUCAGAUAAACGUCCCAACU